Messenger RNA from Triplophysa rosa, 1922 nucleotides. Its product is annotated as protein NLRC3-like. The transcript is spliced from 3 exons. The annotation marks the transcript as partial. NCBI's taxonomy places the organism in Eukaryota, Metazoa, Chordata, Actinopteri, Cypriniformes, Nemacheilidae. The record is from RefSeq and is a predicted model, not a curated record.
AUAUUGUUCCUCAUAAUGAGCCCGUUUCAGUUCAAAUGAAUUUAGAUAAAAGCGCUUUUUUACGAGAUACAUUUUGAAAUUGUGACAAAAAAGGAGGGGAUUCGCCAUCGAUGGGUAGACAAGUGAAACCGAAAGUGAAAGCAUGUUGGUGGAUCAAGGAGGAGGCUGAAAAAGCAGCAUUCAGGAUUCAUAGGUGCUUUUUGCAAUCUGGCCACUGUCUCUUUUGAUAGAGGUGAAGGAAGACCAGUCGUGCUUCUAUAAUGAGUGUCAGUGAGGACAUUGAGGAGAUGGAGGACAACAUAGCAGCAUCUCCAGUAUCCAGCUGUGUGUCUAUGAGAAGUAACAGAUCAGUAGUUAUGUCCUCUGAAUUCACAGAUGAAACACUGACCUCUGACCCCAGUAUGCAGGAUGUUCUGACCCAGUCCGGUUGUGGAGCUUGUGAGCAGGUUAUGACAGAUCCAGUCUCUAUCACCUGUGGACACCGUUUCUGCAGACACUGUAUCAUCUGUUACUGGAAUCAGAGCAGAACAUCAGAAGACUUUAACUGUCCUCAGUGUAGAAAAAGAUUUAGAACAUGUCCUGUUCUACAAUCACACAAAGUCAAGAAAGGAUCCAGUAUUGCUCACCUCUGGACAGAAUCAGACCUGCUGGAGGAGACUGAAGAUGUGCAGCAGGAAUGUCAUGAUGAAUCAGUGGAUGAUGUUCUGCAGAGAGUGAAAGACAAACACAAAAGCAUCAUGAAGAACAAGUAUGAGAGUUUAUUUGAGGGAAUGAAAGCACAAGAGAAUCAAACGCUCCUGAAGAGAAUUUACACACAGCUGUACAUCAGAGAGGGAGAGAGUGAAGGAGUGAAUGAAGAACAUGAGGUUUUACACAUGGAGAAACAGCCCAGAAGAACACAAGACUUACAAGACACUCCAAUCUACAGCAAUGACAUCUUCACACCUCAAUCUCAUCAAAGACACAAAAUCAAGAGCGUUCUUACUAAAGGCAUCGCUGGAAUUGGAAAAACAGUCUCUGUGCACAAGUUCAUUCUGGAUUGGGCCGAGGGAACAGCCAAUCAGGACGUAGAUUUCAUGUUCCUGCUUCCGUUUCGAGAGCUGAACUUGAUUCGAGAGCAUCGCUACAGUCUUCACAAACUUCUGCUGGACUUUCAUCCUGAACUUCAAGAUGUGGACUCUCAGAUUUAUGAGGAGUGUAAAGUUGUGUUCAUCUUUGAUGGUCUGGAUGAAAGCAGAAUGACGCGGAUGUUUUCAGACAGUGAGAAAGUUUCUGAUGUGACGGACGCUUCAUCAGUGGCCGUGUUGAUGUCAAACCUCAUGAAAGGAGAUCUGCUUCCCUCCGCUCUCAUCUGGAUCACCUCCAGACCAGCAGCAGCCAAUCAGAUCCCCUCCAAAUACAUCACGCGUGUGACAGAAAUCCAGGGAUUCGACGACGCUCAGAAGGAGGAAUAUUUCAGGAAGAGAAUCAGCGACGAGCAUCAAGCCAGCAGAAUCAUAUCCCACAUUAGAAGAGCGAGAAGCCUCCACAUCAUGUGUCACAUACCGGUCUUCUGUUGGAUCUCCUCCACUGUGCUUCAGAAGAUCCUGACACAAGAUCACAGUGAAGAAAUCCCCAAAACUCUGAGUGAAAUGUACAUCCACUUCCUGCUGAUCCAGAUGAAGAUGAAGAAUGAGAAGUAUGAUCCAGAGAGAGAUCCAGAGAUCAACAGAGAAGUGAUUGUGAAACUGGCUGAAGUGGCUUUCAAACAGCUGAUGAAGGGCAAUGUGAUGUUCUAUGAGGAGGAUCUGAGAGAGUGUGGGAUAGACAUCACUGACGCCUCGCUGUAUUCUGGCAUCUGUACUGAGAUCUUUAAGGAGGAAUCUGUCAUUCAUCAGAGGAAGAUCUACAGCUUCAUACAUCUCAGUCUUCAGGAGUUCCUC